Messenger RNA from Miscanthus lutarioriparius, 1185 nucleotides. NCBI's taxonomy places the organism in Eukaryota, Viridiplantae, Streptophyta, Magnoliopsida, Poales, Poaceae. The record is from the annotation of a GenBank genome assembly.
AUGUCCAGGAGGCAAGAAGCCAUAAAGAUAUCACACACCGUCCAGAGUAGUAACAAUGUGGGCUUUGGCCGGAACAUUGAACCAAGUGAAGCAAAAUCUGUCAUACAAGAGAUCGAAAACACUAUAUUUAAUGCCCCAAAUUCUUUGUUCAAAUCCAUGUCUCCAUCCGAAUAUCUGACUAAAAGGGUCAUCAUGCUUGAAAAUGAGUUGAAAUGCUACUACCAAACUGAGGGAUUAAACCAGAAGAAUGAGAAUUUAUCAGUUAUCCAAUAUAUUCAGGUGCAUCAGGAUGACGCCAUUUUGAAUACCAAACUUAAGCUGUUCUCUCUAAUAGCAAGCCAGCCAGCCUUCCACCAGCUACGAACUGUUGAACAACUUGGGUAUAUAACAAGUCUUUCUGUGAGAUCUGACUAUGGAGUCCUGGCACUCCAGGUUGUUAUCCAGUCCACAGUAAAGGAUCCUUCAUACCUUGAUGUUAGAGUUGAUGAAUUCUUUAAGAUGUUUGAAAGCAAAAUCUAUGAACUCUCCGACAAGGAUUUCAAGAGAAUUGUGAAAUCACUAACCGAUUCCAAACUGGAGAAGUGUAAAAACUUAUGGCAGCAAUCUUAUUUCUACUGGGGAGAGAUUGAGGCAGGAACUCUGAAGUUUGAUAGGUCCAGUUCUGAGGUCGCUGUGCUAAGAGAGCUCAAGAAAGAAGAAUUCAUCGAGUUCUUGGACCAGUACAUAAAAGUCGGCGCGCCUCAAAGGAGGACACUAAGCGUGCAAGUCUUCGGCAGCAACCAUUCGGCAGAGUUCAAGAAGGCGAUCAACGAAGCCGACACGCCGAAAACGUACAGAAUUACAGACAUGUUCGGCUUCAAACGAUCGAGGCCGCUGUACAGCUCACUCAAGGGAGAGUUACAUAUCCACAGUGAAGCAGAACUAGAAGGUGCCAUGAGCCGAGAGACCAACACACACAGCAUGUUCUACACACCCGGGCGGCUGUUACUGGCCAACCCUGACCUGCUGGAGCGGUUCAGGAAGAAGCCGGGUCUCAACAAGUAUGACAGGAGCACGUUCUACACCUCGCCUCGUGUGUUUGGCUACACAGACUACCCUAGGAGACACCAGUGGCUCAGUAAACCACCUAUGACUUCAGGUACAAUUAAGCUAUCCACAUGUUUACAAGUUGAGGGCGAGGGCUGA